This is a messenger RNA of Astyanax mexicanus (Mexican tetra), 1752 nucleotides long. It is a transcript of the gene ccdc166, whose product is annotated as coiled-coil domain containing 166. The record is from RefSeq and is a predicted model, not a curated record. Bases 52 to 891 code for a protein of 279 amino acids. The transcript has 7 exons. Lineage: Eukaryota; Metazoa; Chordata; Actinopteri; Characiformes; Acestrorhamphidae.
GGUCUGUCACUGCUCUAAAGAGACUGGGUUCAGAAUUUUAGAGCAGAGAGAAUGGCUGAGAGCAGAGAAGAGCAGCUGCAGGAGAGCUCACGAGCAUACGGGCACUUACAGACCGAGUACAACUCAUUGACUGGAACUCUCAACACCAUGAAAAGGAGGGCAGCACAACUACGAAAAGAUAAUGAGUUUCUUCAUAAUGAAAUCUACAAGACACGCAUGGAGACUCAAGAGUACGUAUCCUGUAUGUUCAAGCAGACUCAGGAUCGGCAGAGUGCGGUUGAUACUCUGAAAGAUCAGACCCAGAAGAAGCUGGAGGAUCUUAGGAGACAGAGAGAGGAGGCACUGGAGAAAUACCAGGAACAGACCACUGAGCUGAAGAGGGAGAUUUUGAAGAAGGAACAUGAGCUGGCUCUGCUAAAGACUGAGAUAGCUGAACUCAAAGAAUUUGAGAGUUUGAGGCAGCAGCAGUUAGGCCGUAUAGCUGAUCUGGAACAGGAGAAAGCAGCUAUGCACCAGUAUCAUGCUGAGUCUCUGGCGGCUCUGAAGGCCAGUUUUUUAAAGGAGAAGGAACAGUAUGAGGCACAGGUCAAAGACAAGAUGCAGGCGUUCACCCAAGCAGCUGACAAGGAGGCAACCCAUUGUCUGCACUCUCGCACUCAAGAAGUAUCUCAGGAGAAUCAGCUUCUGCGCAAAGAGCUGCAGCAGCUCAUCUCGAGAGCUUGUGCUCUCCGAAAAAAGAAGCUUUCGAUGACAUGCCGCAGGGAUCCGCAACAGCAGAAAGAAAACACGCAGAAGCUCAAUCAUGUGAGCUCCUCCACUAACUCACUUUCUACAACACUAGAGGGUGCCAGCGCUGUGAGGACUGAUGCUGGAGCAGAUGCUACCGACUGAGGGAGUUGACACAUGGCAUCUGAACAUAAACAUUACAGAACAGUGUCUUGUAGUUGUUCAUCUUUCAUACAGUUGCACUGCCUGUGUACUGUAGAGCAUUUGCUAUUGCUAUUUAUCUUAAAUAGCAGAUUGAUUAAAACAGUAACAUAUUUCAGCAUAUACUGAUAUUAGCCCCCCCUAACUUUCAAAAAAAUUAUUAAAACUAUCAUAACCAUUAUAAAUAACUAUUAAGCUAUUAUAAAACUUACUUUGAUUAUUUAUCAUAUUUAUAAGUUUUCAGACUACACGUUUGUCAUAUUUUUCAGCUUAAUCAUUUUAUUUAUUUAACUAAUCAUUUUUUUUUUCAUUAUUUCCGGUCAUGCAUGCAUCCACCCUGUCCUGCAAGCUUCAUGACAUUAACAAAGAGACUAUUUAAGAAAAAGUUGGCAUUUAUUAACAACAUGGUUGACUUAGAGUCGCAAACCUAUUGAAUUGUUCAUGGUGACCAUGAGAGAAUGGACAGCUUAAAUUUACCUCAGCUAAAUGUGGAGACAAAUAUUAAGUAUAAUUAAUAUUAUUAAUUGCUGAACAUUUGUCUCUUGAAAUAAAAAUAAAACGAUUGUGAUGCCACUAAUUCUUAAAGAUUGGACAGGGAAUUCUUGAACAUGUUUAAAUAGCCUGAUGUGUGAAAAUGGUUAAGUGAAUAAUUAGAAUACCUUAAUUAUUAAGGAAAUUAUGAUUGUAAUAUAAUGUUAUUUAUCUGCUUGAAAUGUUUAUUCAACUUAACCGGGCAGCACUGCAAUGGUAAUGGUUGGAACACCGUUUGCCUGUAUUACAUUGUGUUUGCCAGAAAAGUGAGUAAAUGACUGUAAGACAUAUACA